Molecule: messenger RNA, 3300 nt
Organism: Arabidopsis thaliana (thale cress)
Lineage: Eukaryota; Viridiplantae; Streptophyta; Magnoliopsida; Brassicales; Brassicaceae
Gene: SAUL1
Product: senescence-associated E3 ubiquitin ligase 1
Exons: 3
Coding region: 685-3090 (801 amino acids)
Biological process (GO): protein ubiquitination
Molecular function (GO): ubiquitin-protein transferase activity; ubiquitin protein ligase activity
Source: RefSeq, marked reviewed
CUGUUAUUUCCUCUCGCUUUUACCUGUCUCUCUCGUUCUCGCACGGGGAUAGAAUCAACUCUGCUCGAGAUUUUAGUAGGAGGCAAGCUCGAUUGCUUGCAAUUAGAUCCAUGGAUGAAGAAGAACUCACACUUUCUCGCGCGUUUUUAGCUCAAGGAGAUUUUUGAAGAAGUGGUCGUUUUCGAAUUGUCAACUUCAGAAGAAGAAUCAACUUUGGUUUUUUCUUUUCCCUUCUCUGUAUAGCUUUGAGGAGGCGCUUCUUCAACUGGAACAGGCUGGUGUGCUUUUUUUUUUAUCUCUUUUGGUAUUUUUGAAAUGCUUCAUGAGACGUUGUUUCUCUUCUUUAUCUUUUUGACGAAUAUUGCUAAAUUUGGUAAUCUUGCUAUAUAAGGGUUCAUGGGAGUGAUGAUUUUGGGACACUGUUACUUUUCGUAUUUUAGGUUAUAGUUAUGAUUGAAAGUUUGAAUUUUGUUUCCUUGGCUGUGAAAGAAUCCGGGAACCAAACUGUGGUACUAUCCCUUUUUGUGUUUCCAAAACUUUCUCAUUCAUUUACUAUCAAAUUUCGACACUUUCUUACCAGACUCUCUUGCAUUGAUGUAUCCAAGUGGGUUUUCAUCUAGGAUCCUAUGUUUCAUAACAAUGAGGUAUUUGCUUGUACAUUUGCAGUGAGUUUGAAGGAUUAAGAUGGUUGGAAGCUCGGAUGGUGACCAGUCAGAUGAUAGCUCUCAUUUUGAGCGAGGAGUAGAUCAUAUCUAUGAAGCAUUCAUCUGCCCAUUGACAAAGGAGGUUAUGCAUGAUCCUGUCACUUUAGAGAAUGGUCGAACAUUCGAGCGUGAAGCCAUUGAGAAAUGGUUCAAGGAGUGUCGGGACAGUGGGAGACCUCCUUCUUGCCCUUUGACAUCUCAGGAGCUGACUAGCACUGAUGUAAGCGCCAGCAUAGCUCUGCGUAACACUAUCGAAGAGUGGAGAUCCAGGAAUGAUGCUGCCAAGCUUGACAUUGCUCGUCAGUCACUGUUUUUAGGGAAUGCUGAGACAGAUAUUUUGCAAGCUUUGAUGCAUGUGCGACAGAUUUGCAGGACCAUCCGAUCAAAUAGGCAUGGUGUACGCAACUCUCAGCUUAUCCAUAUGAUCAUCGACAUGUUAAAAAGUACUAGCCAUAGAGUGCGGUAUAAGGCUCUACAAACUCUGCAAGUUGUCGUUGAAGGAGAUGAUGAGAGCAAGGCGAUAGUAGCUGAAGGGGACACUGUGCGUACACUAGUUAAGUUCUUAUCACAUGAGCCAUCAAAGGGGAGGGAGGCAGCUGUUUCCUUGCUGUUUGAGCUCUCUAAAUCAGAAGCUUUGUGCGAGAAGAUUGGUUCCAUUCAUGGAGCACUAAUAUUAUUGGUUGGUCUGACAAGCAGCAACUCAGAAAAUGUUUCAAUUGUUGAGAAAGCUGAUAGAACCUUGGAAAAUAUGGAGAGGUCAGAGGAAAUUGUUAGGCAGAUGGCUUCAUAUGGUAGACUCCAGCCUCUUCUAGGCAAACUCCUUGAAGGUUCACCUGAAACAAAACUCUCUAUGGCUUCCUUUCUCGGGGAGCUUCCCUUAAAUAACGAUGUGAAGGUUCUUGUGGCUCAGACUGUGGGUUCUUCUCUUGUCGAUCUUAUGAGAAGUGGUGACAUGCCCCAACGGGAAGCUGCCUUGAAAGCUCUUAACAAAAUCUCAUCGUUCGAAGGGAGUGCUAAGGUCUUGAUCAGCAAAGGAAUUCUCCCCCCACUUAUCAAAGAUCUGUUUUAUGUGGGGCCAAACAACCUUCCAAUUCGGUUGAAAGAAGUCUCUGCCACUAUUCUUGCUAACAUAGUGAACAUCGGGUAUGACUUUGACAAAGCCACUCUUGUUUCAGAGAACAGAGUGGAGAAUCUGCUCCAUCUAAUUAGCAACACAGGUCCAGCGAUCCAGUGCAAGCUGUUGGAGGUUCUUGUUGGACUCACCAGUUGCCCAAAAACAGUUCCAAAAGUUGUUUAUGCAAUUAAAACCUCCGGUGCAAUCAUCAGUUUGGUUCAGUUUAUAGAGGUCCGAGAGAAUGAUGAUUUGCGGUUGGCUUCCAUAAAGCUUCUUCAUAACCUUUCCCCAUUCAUGAGUGAAGAACUAGCUAAGGCCUUAUGUGGCACUGCUGGACAACUCGGAAGCCUUGUUGCUAUCAUUUCAGAAAAGACACCAAUCACUGAAGAACAGGCUGCUGCUGCUGGGCUCUUAGCUGAAUUGCCAGAUAGGGAUUUGGGUCUUACUCAGGAAAUGUUAGAAGUUGGUGCUUUUGAAAAAAUCAUAUCCAAAGUGUUUGGAAUCCGCCAAGGGGAUAUCAAGGGAAUGAGGUUUGUGAAUCCUUUUCUGGAAGGACUUGUGCGUAUACUUGCUAGGAUUACUUUUGUUUUCAACAAAGAGGCUCGGGCCAUUAACUUUUGCCGUGAGCACGAUGUUGCGUCACUCUUCCUUCAUCUGCUCCAAUCCAACGGGCAAGAUAACAUACAGAUGGUGUCCGCCAUGGCUUUAGAGAAUCUUUCACUAGAGUCUAUAAAGCUGACACGGAUGCCUGAUCCGCCUCCUGUGAACUACUGUGGCUCGAUCUUUUCGUGUGUGAGAAAACCACACGUUGUAAACGGGCUGUGCAAGAUCCACCAGGGAAUAUGUUCAUUAAGAGAAACAUUUUGCCUUGUCGAAGGAGGAGCUGUGGAGAAAUUAGUGGCUCUAUUAGACCAUGAAAAUGUGAAAGUGGUUGAGGCCGCACUUGCAGCUCUAUCGAGCUUACUAGAAGACGGGUUAGAUGUAGAGAAAGGGGUCAAGAUACUCGAUGAAGCGGAUGGGAUACGGCAUAUACUAAACGUUCUGAGGGAGAACCGAACAGAGAGGCUGACAAGGAGAGCGGUUUGGAUGGUGGAAAGGAUCUUGCGGAUUGAAGACAUAGCAAGAGAGGUGGCAGAGGAACAGAGCCUGAGCGCUGCACUUGUGGACGCUUUCCAAAACGCUGAUUUUAGAACGAGACAGAUCGCUGAGAACGCGUUGAAACACAUUGAUAAGAUCCCAAACUUCUCAAGUAUAUUCCCAAACAUCGCAUAGGGAAAAUCUCUUUGAAACUGUCCAGUGAGUUAUAGUGAUUUUAAAACUGUGGUUUUUGUUUUGAUGGGAUUACUUGUUAAUAGGCAUCCAGUUUUUUUCUGGGUAUAUAUUGUAAAUUCCGAUUCUUAUUUGUUUAUAAAUCCUACGUUGGAAAUCGAAAUCAUUUGAUUGGCCUCAGAUUAAAAAGGCUUAUGUGUGUUGCGGAGGGAG